GGUUAAGACUUUGGAGUAUCUUUAUUAGUCAGGUGUUAACAGCUUUUCUCUCACAUAACCAAAGCAAAAUGUAGACUAUCCCUCCGGUUCAUUCUCCUGUGAUAAAUAAAGCACCUGUGGAAGGGGGAUUCAGUUUAUAUUUGGAACAUCACAUCGAAACUUAAGACUUGUCGAGGUGAGUGACAGGACAAAGGCCUUUUAUUUCACUGCAUAACACGAAGGAUUUAAAUGGACAAUCAUUAACUCCAGUAAUGCUUUCACAGACUGUACCUACAGGCUUUCUCCUCACUUUGACUGCUGCCUUGAGGAGUUUGAUUCUACUACCUCUCAACAUAAUUGAUCAAAAUUUCAAUUUCCAUUUUGGAUGGUAUUGAAGUUUAUUCUAAAACUUGCCAAGGAGGUGCGAUGGCUGUCAGGCACACUGUGUGAAUUCAACAAUGUGUUGGCUCAGCGGUCCGUCUCUCUGACCUUUAGCAAUCACACCGGGCAGGAUGGUUUACCUGGCUCACACAGCUCACCGGCAGUUCCUGGGCCUGAUGGCCGGGGUCAUGGCCUGGAUCCUCAUCAUGACCACAACCGGCCUCAACGAGUGGCGGCUGUGGUACGUGGCCGAUGAGUCCGUCAUCACCUCGGGCGUGGCCUGGGUGGGCAUCUGGAGGGCGUGUUUCUACAGUCAUGUCCUUCCCAGGAUAGAGAACUGUCAGAGCAUCGGCAUCUCGGACCCCUUUGCUCCUGCAGAGAUCCCUGUGGCUCAGGUGCUGAUGGUGCUGGCGCUGAUCUGCGGCCUGGUGGGGAACAUCACCGCUGCAGUGGCUGUGAGGAUGGUCUACUUCUCUAUAGAGAAUCGUAGGAACAUAAGGCUGGUCUUUGUGCUGGCAGGGACCCUGUAUGUGCUGACUGGGACGUUGUCAUUGGUGCCGUUGAUGUGGAACAUGAGCUCUGUGCUUAAAAACAGCACCAUAGGCUUUCCUCCUGAGUUCCACCUCCCCGCAGCUCCUGUCAGGCAGCAAGUCGGCUCGGCCAUCGGAGUGGGCAUCUUCGCCUCCAUCCUGAUGCUCAUAAGCGGGGCGCUUCUCCUCUGCUACCGCUACGCCUGGGCGGCCCUCAGCACAAAGGCCCCCAGAGACACCCGGGAUCCGCUCCAAGGUCCCUGGACAGAAACAACCCUAGCGCAGAAGUCUGAAUUCCUAGAUGGAACCAACCAAGGCAGGGAUAAUCCUGCAUUUCACAGAGAAGAAAUCUCAUGAUGGCAAAACAUCAGAACACUUCAUUUACAAUCUUGGAUUUGGAUCUUUUUAAUCAAUGGGAAAGUGACUUAGACAGUGUCAUUGGGGAAAAGUUUAAAGAUUUCAAGCCGAGUGCUGCUCACAACAUUUCUUAAUGACUAAAGACUUACAGAAUGAGUUUAGCCUUUCUUGUGGAACAUCAACCAUGUUAUAUUACAAGAAACACUGUGGUAUUGAUUAUAUAGCUGCUUUAAUAUUCUACGUUAAUACAGCAUGUUAUGUAUGAUAUGCCCGCUGGCUUGUGUAAAGUGAAGCUCUCUUGGAUUUGUGUUGCCAGAGUUCAGGGACGGACGCAUAUCUGCAGAUGUUAUCAUAAACUUUAUCUCUCCAGUGUUAUCCAAUAGUGCUGUUUGGAGUGAGCGAUCUGAGCGUCUCUGUAAUGACUGGGGGAGGUGACAUGACAUGACAUGCCAAGGUGUGGGCUUCUAACGGGGCCCCAUGUGAGGAAGGAUCUUAGAGGGUCAAGUUGACUGGGGGCCCUGCUCAUGUGACCUGGGUAGGAGGCUGACGAGAGCAGGCAUGUGAGUCUGGAGAGGGGGCCGCCUCACAGUAGUGAUUGUUGCCAGGGAAGACACACACACACACACACACACACACACACACACACACACACACACACACACACACACACACUGCACCUCUCUGGAGGAGGAACAAAAGGCCCUCUUCAGCUGAGUACAGCUCUCUGUCAAAAACACAAGUCCCAGAAGUGGAUGAAAGGUAGCUGUGACCACUCGUGCAACAUGGUGAGGUGCUCCAUCACAGACUUGAUGCCAGUAAUCUGUAAUAGGAGAACCACUGAUAUUAAUUUAAUUGAGUAUAACCAGUAUUCACAUUCCUCUAGAUAAGAGAUUUUGGGAAAGUAUUUAAAUCAUUCUUUGUCUCUGUCUUCAUCCACCCUCCCACCUCUCUCUUGCACAUUCCCCUCUAUAGAUAAGCCUGACAUAAUCGCCUGAGCUGGUUAUGUUUUAUCUAAUCUGUUAUUCUAAGUCAUAUACUCUAUCAGUUAUAAUAAUUAAUGGAGGAAAACUCAUAAGAAGGCUCUGAGAGAGGAAGGAAGGUGAUCAGUGCAAUUAAAAACCCUCAUGUCAAAGUAUGUUGCCAAACGUACCAUAGGUUUACAAAGAUGGCAUUUUAUUUGCAGUUAACUAGAUUCAAGAGAGAUGACUGGGGGGGGUAAAGCUCCAAGCAGAUGAGCAAUUAUGUUCUUUUAUCUUCUUCAGAGAUUCCUGCAUCGGAUGAACAUUAUUAUAGCCAGGGCCAUCUCCAUGUAAGUAACUACAGUCAUCUGAAAGAUAUAGUUACUGGUUACUUUUCAGAUUUGCCAUAAAAAAGAAAGACAUUUAUGAUACGUUUUUUUCGUAUUGUGCUUGUGACAAAAAAAGCAGUGCCUAGUUAGGACCCCUUGUUACAGAUAAGUGUUUUAUCAAAGCGUGAUUUCCUCUCUUAAAGGGGAACUCCACCGAUUUUACACAUCAAAGUCUGUUUACAGGUGUUACACCUGUGUACCUUUGUGGCUUCAGGGGGAGCUGCGCCAAAGCUGUUAAAUUGCCUCAAGUGAUGUCACUUGCGUCAGCGUCGGCUGGAGCUGAAAACAAGUUUAUAAAUGAAAUAAAUCUGGAGGUGUGGAGUUAGAAAGAAGUGGUGUAACCAGACAUCCGUAGUCCGCUCCUAAUCUCUGCUAGAGGCUAGCAGCUCAAGGCUACAUUAGCCACAACUAGCAUAACACACCUAAAUGUCCAGGCUGAGCUUUUGGAAGUUAAUGUAGGCGCCAGGUUUUGAUAAGGAAAGAAUGCAUAGAACAAAAAAGACGACAUCACUGCUUCUGCUGCAAUGAUUUUGAUCCUUUUUUUAACCGUCCAUCCUGAGUCCGACAUGGUUAUAGGACUGCAAUGCUUAACCCGUAGAGAGAGCUCUUUUAAAUUCUCAGAUGGUUUCAUUAAGAUAGCUGUUCAAGGCUCAUUUCCUCUCCCAUUAAUCAUCUCACAACCCCAAAGAUUUAUCUUGCGACCCUCUAAAGCAGACCACGCCCUGGGGGCCAUUUUUCUGUACUUAUCAAAAGGACUUUUACUUUUGAUACUUUCAGUACAUUUAGCUGAAAAUAAAGGAACAUUAUCAUGAUGGUUUAUUUGUUCUGAGUAUUGAGUACUGAUUUCACAAAACUGCAAUUCUUAACAUGUUGCACUGACAUCAUAUCUGAUCAAAGUUUCUCCAUGUACAUCUGAACAGUCAGUGUAGAAAGUCACGUUACAUGUAACAAUGGGACAAAGUUGUACCUUUUCUAGAGGUACUUUGUUGUGCCUUUGUUUAAGGUACAUUAUUGAUCCUCAAAAGUAUAAUAGUGUCCCUUUAGAAGGUACAAACAAGUAAGGUACAAUUUUGUUCCAUUGACUAAAGGUACAACAAUGUACUUUUGAGGGUACCACCCCAGUGACACGCUUUUGUUCCUUAAAGGUACUGUUUUGUACUUUUUUCCUUUGUGCUGUGAGAAGUUUGCUUAUCAAUUUUUUUUUCUGGUUUGCAGUCGGAUGCAUUUAAACAUAAUUAGUAGGCGACAUGUCAUUUCCUUAAUGUUGCUGCACUGCCCGGCCCUAAAGCAAAUGGAGUCUUACGGUAAUCAAGGAGAACAUCUCUGCAGUUGUUUUUCGCUGCCUCCCCUGCUGAUAGCUGCUCUCACACUGGGAGACACCAGGCCCUCCCCUACAGCCUGCGUGGCGUCAGAGGAUAGGAGGGUGCCUCUCGAUACUCUCCAUGUUCUCUGGCUCUGUGAGGCCUGGCUGGCAGAACCACUUUUUCUAUCCUCAAAAGCAAAGUCUGUCAUGUCUCGGCCCCCAUAUGCUUCUGUGACAUCAUUAUCCCUUAUUAACUUCAUUCUAUACACAAAAAGUACAAUCAUUAGAAUGUGGAGGUUUAAAAGUCAUACUUCUCCCAUGCAAUAACACAUUU
This is a messenger RNA of Perca fluviatilis (European perch), 4232 nucleotides long. It is a transcript of the gene cldn34a, whose product is annotated as claudin 34a. The record is from RefSeq and is a predicted model, not a curated record. Gene Ontology annotation, cellular component: bicellular tight junction; plasma membrane. Lineage: Eukaryota; Metazoa; Chordata; Actinopteri; Perciformes; Percidae. Gene Ontology annotation, molecular function: structural molecule activity. The transcript has 2 exons. The coding region runs from base 492 to 1247 and encodes 251 amino acids. Gene Ontology annotation, biological process: cell adhesion; bicellular tight junction assembly.